UUGAAAUUUCAUUUUGUGCUCCCCAACAAGUAAUUGUUUUCGAAUUACGAUGUCCAUCUCUCCCUGAGCGCCUGGAUGACAAGCGAGAGCUUCUCGACUGGCAGCUAAUUCAUAUCUGGUGUCUCCUCGAUAUGAUUGUAUAGUUAGGUAUGGCUGUUCAUGAUUGCCAAGAACACCACCGCAGCCUGAGGAUUUCCUGAAUACUUUGAACUCAUUUGUGGACGCAGAAGAUGGAGUUUUUGUCAGGGAUCAAGAAAGCUUACGAGAGCAUUGAGAGUGACAUUAAUGCCUCAGUUCGCCAGCCUGACACUUCUACGAAAGAAGAUAAGGAUGCGGCGGUCGCGCCUGAUGGCGCAGAGAAGGCACCCUCGAAAAAACAAGCUGUAGCCCAGUCGGCAGAUGGCUGGGAUACGUCUUGGGGAGAUGAGGGCUUGGCAUCUCCUGCCACGCCAUCUCGAGCACAGGCGGACGCGACGGCCUCGGCGUCUUCCACUGCUACGCAAAGCCCCAGAACACCGCAGCAGUCUCCAUCCAAAGCUAGUGCUACGAAGCUGUCCGGCAAGCGGGCCGGUGCAAGCACCCGUACUCCUAAAACCUCCGGUACGGCCACGCCGGCUGCUGCUACACCCAAGCCCAGCAGUACGGAUGUGACAGAUGGCUCGAAAGCUACUGCUGAAGUAGAUGCUUCGACUUUGAAGUCUCAAGCUUCAUCAAGUCCUGCAGCCAAGGGCAGUAAUGCAGCAACACCUGGAAAAACGGGUGGACUUGAUGCUAUGACCCGUGAUGACCUCAUCAAGCAUUUACGCAAGCAGAUGGCCCUGCUGAAGGCCAGCAAAGCUAGCUGUGAAGAGAUGACGAGGAAAUGCACUCAUCUUGAGCAGCAGAACACGGAGCUCAAGUCGGCAACUGAAGUGCCGCAGAAAAAGAACGCGGAUGCCGAGGACAUUCAAGCGCAGCUGAGCACGGUGUCCAGUGUCCGCGACAAUUUAGCCGAGCAGCUGACCACCAGCAUGGCCCAGCAGGAUGCUCUCCGACAGGACCUUAAGAUCAAGGCGCAAGAAAUUGAAGGCCUCGCUGCGUCCAAGGCUGAAGCACAAAGCCAGCUCUCAUCAACAGAAACUGAGCGAGAUAAGCUCAAGCAUGCCGUUCAGCAGCUCAAGAAGAAGCUUUCUGCUGUUUCAGUAGCCAAGAAUGCUGCACCGGACAAGGACCUGGAAGCCCACACAGCUGAGCUCGAACGCAUCCGUGCAGAGAAUGCCGUAGCAAAGCAGGAGCUUGCUAAUGUUCAGACGGAGCUGGCAGAGCUGCGCGACGGCAUGCAAUCCAAGUUGGCCGAGUGUCAGCAACUGUCAGAGAAGCUGAGCUCCGCUGAGCAGCAGUCCGCCGAGUCGGAGCGCUCCUGGCAAAGUCGUUUGGAUGCUGUCCAUGCCGAGCAUCAAGCCGCGCUCCAGACGGCAGAGGCACAACUGACCUCGGAUGCUGAGCAUCGCAUUAUUGCAGUAGUGCAAGAAACAGAGCAGCUGAAGGCAACACAUGCCCAGCAGAUGAGCCAGGCUGAAGCAGAGCAGGGCGUUGCAUUGCAAUCACUGGCGGAGAAACAUUCUGAAGAGUUGCGAGCCAAGGAGGACUUACAUGCCAGCCAACUGCAAGAACAAGCAUCUCAGCUGCAGGGAGCAGCCGGACAAGACCUGGAGCAGCUGAGAGAAGAACUCGCCUCUGCUAGCUCUCAUGCAAAGCAGCUGGAAGCUGAAAAAGUCCAACUUCAAUCGACAAAGGAAGACCUAGAAGUGGAGGCGAUACGUGCACGGGAAGAAGUAGAGCGGCUGCAGGCGGAACAUGCUGUCUCGCUGAAGGAAAGUAUGUCGUGCGCCCAGUCUUCUCAGUCUGAUGCAUUGGAAAACCUCCGAGAUCAGUUGACCAAUCAAAUCUCAGCACUAACCUCUGAGAAUGAAGUUCUGAAGGCAAGUAUGGAGCUGCAGCGGACGGAUUUGUCGUCCCUGUAUGUGCAAAGUAAAUCUGAUCUCGAGCAGCUGCAAGAGGAGAGAGAUGCACUGAAGACUGAGCUGACGGAGACCACAGCUCGCCUACAGGCGGUGGGAGAGGCCGGGGCACAGGGCGACUGCGACGCAGCCGAGAAGGAGCUCACCGACCUCACCAUGGAGAACGCCACGCUGGGCGCGGACCUGGAAGACGCACUGCAGCGCAACUCGGAACUCCAAGAGCAGCUGGAUGAAGCUAACGACAAACUAUCAUCACAAGCACAGCGGUCACCAAUGUCUCGCUCACCCGCAUUGGUCGACUUGAGCUUGACAGUUGCCGACAGUGGCGAAGGUCAACAGACGGAUGGCUCAUCUAGCAGCACAGACCAGCUGGUUCGCAUCGAGUCUCUUCAGGAAGAAGUGAGCCGCCUUGAAGCUCAAUUAGACGAGGCGCAAGCCGCAUUGACUGGUGAGCGAUCACAGCACACUGUUGACUUGGGCAAGGUAUCUGCCAGCCGUGACGAACUUCUCACAGCACUUCAGGAUAGGGAGACGGCUGCGGAAAGUGCAACGCAGCAGUUGUCAUCUCUUGAACAACAGUUAGCUGAGGAAACCAGUAAGGCGAUGACUCUGCAGGACGAAUGUCAACUGCUGCAGGAACAGCUCACAGAAGCACAUCAACGUCCACCUGUUGUCAUCGAAGACAGUCCUGAAUACCGAGAGCUGGCUCAGCAGCUCAGCGAGACUACUGAAUCAUUAGCGACCUUACAAUCCCAAGUAUCAUCUCUCUCCUCCGAAGCUGCUCAGCGCAACGACGAGAUUCUCCGAUUACAAGCCGAUCUGGAAAUUGCCAAUCAAGCAACAGCAAAGGCGAGUCAGGAAAUGGAGAAGGUCCAACACGAGGUGGCCUUGAAAGCUGCAGAUAGUGAUGCUGCCGAAUCUGCUCAGGCAGCAGCACUUCAAUCACAACUCAGUGAGAAGCAGGCAGAGCUGACGAAGCUUCAGGAGCGCUUCUCCAAGCUGAAGGGGGCGCUGGUGAAAAUGAAGGAUGAAGUGGCUGAACUGAAGGAAACAAACGUGGCGCUAGAAGCCAGAGCAUCUUCGGUGGACGAGUCCGUAGCCCACCGGCACGAUGAAGAGGUUCGCAGACUGCAAGCCGAGAUCUCAGCUGCUAAUGAGGAAUCAGCCAAGCUGCAACAACAGCUGGACAGUACACAGCAACAGCUGGACAGUACACAGCAACAGCUGGACAGUACACAGCAGCUAGCUGCGGAGGCGGCAUUGAAAUCUGAAGACGCGCAAGUUGCCGAGUCGGCAAAGGUGGAAGAACUUGAGUCACAGCUUGGUGACAAGCAAGCAGAGUUGACCAAGCUUCAAGAACGCUUUGCAAAGCUGAAGGGCGGUCUGGUCAAGAUGAAGGCGGAAGUGGCCGAGCUGAAGGAGACGAAUGCGGAGCUGAAGACAAAGGUAUCGACAGUGGACGAUUCCGCCGCUGACCAGCUCAAGAAAUCACAGCAAGAUCUGUUGGAAACCCAGUCGUCUCGAACUAAUCUUCUUUUGCAGCUGGAGGACUCUGAAAAGAGGCAAGGCCAGAGCGAGGAGAAACUUCGCUUGACUGUUCUAGAGCUUGACAGUAUUCGGGAGCAGCUCAAGACUGCUGAGCAGGCAUCCCACCAGCGAGAUGCUGAGCUGCAGGAAGUACAGCAGCAGUGUGAUGGCAUGCAGAAGGAGAGAGGUCAACUAAAGGAGCACAUUGUCCAGCUGCAGAGCAGCAUGACGUCCCUGGAGUCGAUGCUGGCAACUGAACGGAAACGCGUUGCGGAUGAGCGUGCCCUGGUGACAGGGCUACGCCAAGAAGCGGAUUCUGUUCGCAGCAAGUACGAAGACCAGUCACAGAAGCGCGAGAGCCUUGCAAAGGAACUAGAGCAAGUGCGGAAAGAAGCGAGCAAGUCGAACCUUAUGAAUCUGGAGCUGGAUGACUAUGAGCGCACCAUCACAUCUCUGGAGAGCCGCAUCAAGGAGCUAGAAGGCAAAGUAGCCGAGGCCGAUACACUGUAUGAAAAGCAAGUCACUAUAUCUGAAAGCUUCAAGAAGGAUGUUGCUGCUGUCGAAGGACAGAAGGUGCAAGCUGAAAAGGACAAAAGCAAAAUCAAGCAGCUUGCUUUGAAGACAAAGAAGGAACUAGCUGAUGCGCAGCAGCAGAUCUCAACGCUGGAAGAAGAGCACAGAGCACUGCGUGAUCAGCUAGAGAAUGCAUCACAGUCGACUGAGUCUGGAAAGGUGGAGGUAUCGCAGAUGGCGACAGAGCUCGUCACUCUUCGUGAACAGCUGCAGGUCCAACUGGAGGCGCACCGUCGAACGGAGCAGUUGCUGCAACAGCGGCUCUCUUCAGCGCAAGCUGAGCUGUCCUCUUCCAAGAACCAGCUGGCAACCGUGCAAGCGGACUACGAAACGUACAAGGUGCGAGUGCAUAGUGUGCUCAAGCAGCAGAAACAGAAGCCACAAGCCCCAGAGGAUUCAUCGCUGAAGGAGCUCUGUGAUCAGCGUGCGGACUCUGUGCAGCAGCUGAACCGCCAGCUAGCCGACAUGACUGAAGCAUUAUCAACAAGUUCCAAGGAGCGAGAGGAGGUGGAAGAUGAGCUUCAGCAGCUGAAUGACCGGUACUCCAUGCUCCGUGCAGAAGCUCAGCAACAGGAGCGGGACUUCCGUGACAGAUUGGAGAAGUUGCAGACGCAACAUGCCUCCUCGGAGCUAGAGCGUGUGGAAACGAUGCGACAGCUCAACUCGCAGAGUGAAGCGUUGACUGCUGCUUUCAAGGAGGAGACGGCACGACUGCGUGACCAGCAUGCUUCUGAAGCAAAGUUCAUGUCGGAAAGGAAUCAGUCUCUUCAAGACCAGCUUGCCUCUGUUAUUGGCCAGCUAGGCAGUGCUGAAGAGACUGUCGCUCAGCUGCGCUCUAAGAUCGCAUCCGAGCAGGCUCAGGCGACGAUUGGUGCUGCCAGUGGCAAGUCUCAACAGCACCGCGCGGUUGUGAAGCCCCUGUCUUUACAGCUGUCGGGCAGUGCAGCUAGCGAGGAGGUCGCCAGCGCCAGCUCACCCCCAGCGGCGACGGUGGCCAGUCCGGUAGUCGCACCCUCCGUUGCAGCGUCCUUCGAGAAGCUGCUCAACUCACCGCUGGCUCUUGCCGACGACCAGGUGUCCACUGCGGGCAGUGAUGCAUCGAGUCGUGGGGCUGCCAGUCUCAAGCAUCAAGUUCAGCACGUCACUGAUCUGCUGAAUGAGAGCGAAGCCAAUUCCCAGCUCCUCACACAACAGGUUGCAAUCCUGAAGGAAGAAAUUAGACGGUUGGAAAGAAACGAAGCAAGGCGUGAGGAAGUUGCCAACUUUGAAUACCUGAAGAAUGUGGUCAUCAAGUUCUUGAGCUCGGAUGGCAAGGGACAGAAGGACCUGAUACCUGUGCUGGACACGCUGCUAAAGCUCAGUCCACAGGAGAAACUGUUCAUUGAGAAGGCAUCAUCAGGUCGUGCUGUUGCUCAGCCCAACCUCAUCCCGGACACGGACGGAGCUCGCCGCGCCGCCAGUGCGGCAUACUCUAAUGUAUCCAGCUACAUGCGCAGCUGGACAGGGUACUAGCCGUGAUCGGGUGAUGUCCACACUGCAGUACGGCGUCAUCUGGGUAUACCUACUGCGUCACCAUGGCAUGGUUCUGAUCUUUGGCAAGUCAGUGUGUGUGUGUGUGUGUGUGUGUGUGUGUGUGUGUGUGUGUGUGUGUGUGUGUGUGUGCGCGCGUGCGUGCAUGCGUAUGUGUAUGUGUUUGUUCAGCCAAAUUUUAUUUUUUAAUAUUGCUGAGCUAUGCUCCUCGAAGCAGCCCUUUAUUGCAUGCCAGUAAACAUGCUAUCUUGUUCAGUCCUUGCACUGUGUGCGCACCGUGUCUCAGACAGUGCCUGCGCGACUUUUAACUCUGCUAGCCUAAACCGAUACCAAGCACACGGCUCACCUGACUGGGUUUGCUUCCAUUGCCGCCAUCCAUCUGUUCUAUUCAGACAACUCCCCAGACUUGAUUCUGCCGCUACGAAGAAUUUGCCUUGAUGUUGUGCGGAAAUUGCGCGUCUGGAAAUCCGAAAUCCCUGAUUUGCUGUACAUAAAUUAAAUGCACAUAUUUUUGCUUCGUCUAUAUUUCUGAAACUAUCUCAACGCCUGCCUUUCUCCUAAAAUGAUUUUUUGGCCCUAAAACUGACCUGUACAUACAAGUACAUGUACGUAAUCCCGGUGGGAUGUUUUUAACUCAGAUUUGCUGCUGUAAUUGGCUUGCUAUACGAAAUUCUUCUCCCAAGUCCUGGUACAGAAAACGUAGAAUUGC
This is a messenger RNA of Sycon ciliatum, 6339 nucleotides long. Its product is annotated as GRIP and coiled-coil domain-containing protein 2-like. Lineage: Eukaryota; Metazoa; Porifera; Calcarea; Leucosolenida; Sycettidae. The transcript is spliced from 33 exons. The coding region runs from base 231 to 5612 and encodes 1793 amino acids. The record is from RefSeq and is a predicted model, not a curated record.